GGUAAUAAUGAAAUUAGAAACCCAUCGGGGUUUUGGUCAUUUUAUCUGCAGAGAACGUUCUACGCACGCUUCAGUUUAUUUAUGGCGACGCGUUUUCCUUCCAUUGUUGUUCUUGUUUUAUGAAUUUGAAACAUUUUGUUUACUUAUUCAAAACCCUGAUAAACAAUUCUCAAAUCACAAGGCUUCUUUGGGCAGUUUCAGAAGAAGAUUUCUAGGGGUUUUUUUGGUCGUGUUUGUUCUAGGUUUCUUUGCGCAUACAAGAAGAUUUGUAGGGUUAUUUUUCUGAAGAAGAAUUUUAGGCUUCGAGGUGAAUUUGAAGAAGAUCUUUAGGGUUCGUUUGCUAUAGUUUCAGAGGAAAUUUAUAGGGUUUUGUUGAGGAAGUUGCAGAAGAGGGAGAUGGGUAAAGAAGAAGAAGCAGUUGUUGGGAUUCCUUAUGGUUAUGGUAAUGCGCAGCCCAUGGUGCCUCCUCAAACGUACUACACAGCUCCAAACCCUUAUCAGGCUGGUAUGAUCCCUUCAAAUGUUAUCUAUGGUGAUCCAAAGGGGGUUCCGUUGCAGCAAACCAUAUACAGAGAUACCCCUGCCCCUUUCAACUGUGUUUAUUGUGGGAGUUCCGGAUUAACGAACGUUAGAUCAAAGCCAAGUCUUGCAUCCGUGGUUGCUUGUAUGAUGCCUUUUAUGCUUGGAGUUUGCUUCCUGUGCCCUUCAAUGGAUUGUCUCUGGCAUAAAUAUCAUUACUGCCCCAGCUGUGGCGAGAAGGUGGCUCAUUUUGAGAAGAAAGACAUCUGUGCCGUUGCAGACCCUGUUCACUGGACUGAAGAGAGUUUUGCUGUCCCUGCUUGACACACACUCUCUCUCUCUGCUAUAGACCCUGUGGGAAUGAUAUAAUGGUUUCCCCUGUAUAUUGGACAUGUAUAGAGCAGCACAUAUUCUGAUGCAUCUAUAAUAAUAUUUUUCCUGCAUUUUAUG
Messenger RNA from Amborella trichopoda, 969 nucleotides. It is a transcript of the gene GILP, whose product is annotated as GSH-induced LITAF domain protein. The record is from RefSeq and is a predicted model, not a curated record. Lineage: Eukaryota; Viridiplantae; Streptophyta; Magnoliopsida; Amborellales; Amborellaceae. Gene Ontology annotation, molecular function: zinc ion binding.